AGGAGACGAUCGGCUGACUCCUUGAUCGGUACCCGCCUUACGGAUCUGUCUUCUUUGAAGCAGACUGCCUGUGAGCUCCGGCAGCAGUGAAAAGCAGUUCCGGCAAAAGUUAGGACUGCCCUGUCCUAGGACGGCUUCUGAGUGAGAAGUCCCCGGUCUCCUCCUGAUUCCGAGUGGAGUACUCUGCAUUGCGCACCAGAUUAAAUACCUAGACUAGGUAAGUACCGUCGGGGGUUUCCUUGGUGGUGGGUAUGAUAAGAGUGAUAAGUAACUGACAGUUUUUUAAACUGACACUAGCGCCCAGGAUAUUAAUUAUCUACUCGAGGUUUUUAAUUAACUGUUGGGAAAGGAUGUAGGAGUCCGAACUGGGAUAUUAGUGGGAUAGGCAUUGGGACGGUUACAAGGUGCGUGGCACACCUAAGGAAAAGAGCCCAUUGCCCGUCAAAGGUCAGUCACGGACAAAGACGGUUAACAGUUAGGUAAUUUAAGAGAAAAGGAAAUCGAGUAGGAAAAGAACAGUGUACACUGAAUAUAGUUUCAGGUAAAGAAACUAGGAAAUAAAAGAAAAUGGGUUCCGCUAGUAGUAAAAAAGUUAAGCAGGGGUCUGAUGGGUCUAACUUUAUACUGGAAGGACUGUUUUCGGAGGAUCAACAGACGUCGCGGAAAAAUGGGUCACCUAGGAAACUAAUUGAGAAAAAGACAGGCUUAGAUUUUAAAAAGGCAUGUAAGAAGUGGAAUAAACAGAGCGGUGGGCGUUGGCCAGUAAACGGCACCGGUGAUACGAGUGAGAUUCAGGAAAUAAGGAAAAUAUUGUGUAGAAAUACCCAAGGUUGUUGCAAGGGAGGUCCGUAUCGCAUGGAUAUGUUUGAUAGAUGGGAAUUGGUUAUAAAAGAUCGAAAUUUAGAGGCGAUCACUAGACAGAAUGAGGUUCUGAGAGCCAAUGAAAGUAAGGUCAAAAAAGAGAAGGAUGACUUGCUUUUAGCUUUACAAACAGCCCAACCACCUGACAACCAUUCUAAAAAGAAAAAGAAACAGAAACGUCUAUACCCUAUAUUAUAUGGUUCUGGGACUCAUGUUCCCGAACCCCCACCCUAUGAUUUUCCGGGAGGGUCCGAAGAGGAGGAGGAGGUAGAGGAGGACCCACCAGAACAAAAACCUGAGCUCCCUAUCGUACACCGAGGAGGAGUUACAACACGAAGAAGGGCCCAAAUAGAAGCACCUUUCAAUCCCCUACACGUUAAAUCCUCUGUUUCAGUUUCCCCCACUGCCCCUGACCCCGAUUUCCUUCCCUCUACUGCUUUCCCAUUAAUACAGAUUCCUAAUCCCCGGCAUAAUCCCAAUCAACCAACUGGUGACCAGAAUCCCUUGACAAUUUCCAUUUCCCAUAUUUGGGACUUAAGUGAGCUAAAAGAGGUGGUCAGCUCCUUAGUUGACCCUAAAAGGAAGGGGGACUGA
Polypterus senegalus (gray bichir) is the source of this 1455-nucleotide messenger RNA. RefSeq lists its product as uncharacterized. Lineage: Eukaryota; Metazoa; Chordata; Cladistia; Polypteriformes; Polypteridae. The coding region runs from base 568 to 1455 and encodes 295 amino acids. The transcript has 2 exons. The record is from RefSeq and is a predicted model, not a curated record.